This is a messenger RNA of Striga hermonthica, 660 nucleotides long. The record is from the annotation of a GenBank genome assembly. Lineage: Eukaryota; Viridiplantae; Streptophyta; Magnoliopsida; Lamiales; Orobanchaceae.
AUGGCUUCAAACACUCUCUUCCUCACCAUCCUCACAAUAAUCCUCAACUUCAUCUUCAUUUCCCAUGCUUUUGAUCCAAGACCACUCCAAGACUUCUGUGUUGCAGACACCAAAAGCUCGGUCAGAUUCGGGUCGGGUUUCCCGUGCAAGGACCCAGCCUUGGUCAAAGCCGAUGACUUCCUCCUUCGUGGGCUACACCUCCCGGGCAACACGUCCAACCCGUUGAGGGCAGCCCUGACUCCAGUCAGUGUGGCUACCCUCCCGGGCCUCAACACAUUGGGCCUUACCCUGGCCCGACUCGACCUGGCCCCACAAGGGUUCAUACCGCCACAUUACCACCCGCGGGCCACCGAGGCCAUCACGGUUCUCGAGGGCAGCAUUGAGGUCGGGUUCGUGAGCUCAGCUCCUUCUUACGUACACUACAGCAAGAACCUCGAAAAGGGUGACGUGUUCAUAAUCCCAGUCGGGCUUCUUCACUACUUUCGCAAUGCGGGGCAAAACAACACAGUUUUGUUGGCCGUGGUCAAUAGCCAGAAUGCGGGUAUUGUACCAUUUACCAAUGGUAUUUUUGCAGCCAAGCCGCCAAUCGACAGUGAGUAUUUGGGCAAGGCGUACCAGCUGGAUGAGAAGACUAUCCAGCGACUACAAGCCUCUUUCUAG